AUGGACGUUGAGGGCAAAGUGGCUUCAGUCGUGGUCAUGGAUCCAGAGAAAUCCUCUAUUGCUGCAAAUAGACUGGACUCUGUCGCAUCUUUGGACGAAGCCCUGGGCCAACUCGUCAUCUCGACCAAGGACGCCGAUGAAGCCUUUGGCUUCUUGAAAGACCAUCCCAAUGCCGAUGCCGUCCGGCAACAGGCGAUGGCCAUUCUGGCUGACCCCCAUGCGACCAGACGUCUUGUGAGAAAGAUCGAUUUCACCCUUGUCCCCUGCAUGAUUGCGGUCUAUUUCCUGCAAUACCUCGAUAAGACCACCAUUUCUUACGCGGCCAUCAUGGGGUUCCGUAAAGAUACACACCUCGUGGGCCAGGACUUUUCCAACUGUGCCAUGAUGUUCUACAUCGGUUUUUUGGUGGCGGAAUUUCCUACCCAAUACCUCGCUCAGCGAACCAGCCGAUUGGGCAAGUACUUGGGAGCCAAUGUGAUGAUAUGGGGUGUUGUACUGGCCUGCAUGGCAGCCUGCACCUCAUACGCCGGCGUAAUGAUAUGUAGGACGUUUUUGGGAAUCUUCGAGGCGCCUGUCGCCCCGAUCCUUGUCUUGAUCAUUGCCAUGUGGUACAAGAAGGAAGAACAAGGAAAGCGAGUCUCAUUCUUCUACAUGUGUAAUGGGAUGACUCAGGUCAUCGGCAGUGCCGUUGCCUACGGAGCGAGCUUCUCAAAGAGCUCAUUUGCCAGUUGGCGCAUUUUCUUCCUGGCUGUCGGGCUCUUGACGAUCGUGCUAGGGUUCUGUGUGUUCAUGCUGCUGCCUGAUUCACCGGUCAAGGCGGCACGAUUCACCGAGGCGGAGAAGGUGGCAGCGUUGCUUCGCGUCAAGGAGAAUCAGUCGGGCACGCAGAAUGCAAAACUCAAGAAGUCACAGGUAUUGGAGUCGCUUCGGGACGUCCGGGUUUGGCUGGUCUUCCUGUCUGUGCUGUUGACGUCCAUUCCAAACGGUGGUCUGUCCAAUUUCUCCUCGAUCCUCCUCACGACGUUUGGAUACAGCAGCCAACAGGCACUGAUCUUGAACAUGCCGUCCGGGGCAGUUUCCGUGUUUAUUGUCCUACUGUCAGGAUAUCUGAGUGACCGCUGGAACGAUCGAUCGUUGGUGAUGCUGAUUUGCCUGAUCCCCACCAUCAUCGCGGCUGGUCUGAUGUACGGGCUCGACCCAGGAGGCAUUCCGAAGGACAAAGGGGUGCUCCUAUUUGCGUCUUACCUCAGCGGGACCUUUGGAGCCGCCUUUAUGCUUUUGCUGGCAUGGAACGCCAGUAACUUGGCCGGACACUCGAAAAAGGUCACAGCCAACGCCUUGACGCUGGUGGGAUUCUGUACGGGCAAUAUCCUAGGCACGCAGACCUUCCAGGAGAGCGAGGCGCCGGGGUACAAAAGUGGCAAGAUUGCCAUUGUCGCAUGUCUCACAGCACAGGUCGUUGUUUGCUUUGCACUGCGAUACUGCAAUGACCGGCUCAACAAGAAGAAUCGGCGCAUCCUCGAGAGCAUGGGGGAAGAGGACAAGAUGCUGCUCGGCGAGACUCUGGCUUACAGCGACGAGACCGACUUACGCAACCCUUUCUUCCGGUACACGCAUUGA
Messenger RNA from Capronia epimyces CBS 606.96, 1620 nucleotides. RefSeq lists its product as uncharacterized. Gene Ontology annotation, molecular function: transmembrane transporter activity. Gene Ontology annotation, cellular component: membrane. The coding region runs from base 1 to 1620 and encodes 539 amino acids. NCBI's taxonomy places the organism in Eukaryota, Fungi, Ascomycota, Eurotiomycetes, Chaetothyriales, Herpotrichiellaceae. The transcript is spliced from 4 exons. Gene Ontology annotation, biological process: transmembrane transport. The record is from RefSeq and is a predicted model, not a curated record.